AUGAAGCUCCGUAAGCUAUACGGCCUGGUCAAAAAAACGUACUAUGAAAAGAGAAAGGAUUUUAUUCUUUACCUUUUCUUUUUGUUGAUUCCGUUCCUGUUAGUAUCAUUUCAUUUGUUCCUUAGGAAUAUCAGCUACAAGUACUCCCUCGAGAUUUACAACAACUUCUCCGAAAAUGAUAAAAUAGAUUUGAAUGACACCAUCAGGCAGUACGUGUUAUUUUUGAGCAACCAGCUGUGCUCCAGAGAAAUUGGCGAAGACGUGUACGUGAACCACAUCUGCCUGACGCCGGACGACGACCUCUCCAGGGCCUUCCUCGCCUACGCCAAUGAGAAUGACCUGAACAUAUUUCGCGUGUACAGCAGCGAGGAGGAGUGCCUACAGAAUUUAAAGUAUGCCAUUCAACUUAGAGAAAACGAUUUGGCCAGCUCGAGCCGCAGACCCGGUGGAGAGAGCCCAUGCGAGAACCUGUCCCUAUUAGUGCACUCUUUUAAGAAUAAUUUGAAACGGGGUGAGUCCAUAACCUUGGAGGAGCUGUACCGAGAUGUGCACCCAGAAACGGAAUAUAACGUUCUGGUAAAGUUACAGUUUGAUGAGGAGACCCUGAGACAGGUCAAAAGGACGGAGUUAUACAGAUCCUUCAUUAGGGACAUAAAAAAACUGAAAGAUGAAAGCAGCCACAAUGCCUACUUCAAGGACGAGCGGAGGAAAUUGUUCUUCUUUAAUUUCGUGAAGAAUAACUUGAUUGAGACAAACAGAGCUUGCGGUUUGCUCGGUAUUGAAAAUGUAAGUCACCUGGGAAAACAGAACCGGCUGCGCUUCUCCUACGUUUUCGGGAGGAAGCCCAGCGGGCGCACCGGGGGGGCCAAAGAGCGGGCCAACGGGGCGAGUCAUACGGGUGAUACUAACACAGUCAAUAUGGAUAGCCAUACUAAUGAUAGUAGCGUAGUAAAGGUAGUUAACUAUAGCGGUCUGGCCAAGCCCACUAGCCAAACGAACCAUGGGACAGCCCUGCAAAAUGAGAGGGACGUCAUCACCAGCGUCAGUUACAAAAUCCGAGUGGGGGACCACGCGCUGCUGACGUCUAGCGAGAAUUACUUCUUUAAUGACAUAAACAUAAAUCUGAAGCAGAACUUCGUAAAUUUCAACACCGUCGACGAUUUGUCAUUAAACGUCUACUUCAACGAGUGGUACUACAGCAGCUUCUUCAUUGUGCUGGAGUAUCACUUUAAUUUAUUCAUGCUGAAGUAUAAUGGGCAGCUUGGGGGGCACGCCCAGCCACUCUCCACCGCUACACUUACCACUACAUCAACCGCCAAACCGACCGCUACCACGACCACAUCUACCUCCUCACUCCACCUGAACGAGUUCUUCCUGCUCAAGAUGCCCAUGAGGAGCAUGAAGAUAAACGCCUUCGAAACAUUCGAAAAAAAUAUCUUCCGCGUCGUGAUGUUCUUGUGUGUUUGCCUCUUUAUAGUGAAUAUCUGCUUCGAUAUCAACAAGGAGAGGAAGGUUAACAUGGAGAACUUCCUCUUCUGCCUGAAGAUAAAUAAGUACUAUUACUACUUCUCCUGGCUCCUCUUCUAUUUCAUCGUCAUCUUUUUUUAUAACAUUCUUUUUACCUAUGUCAUAUAUGCAUACAUCUACAAAAGGAUGGUCAAUUUUUUUAUGUUAUUUCUCUAUAUGUAUAUGUUCAUAGUGAAUAGCUUACUUUUUACAGUUAUUUGCAUGCACUUCUCCGACAAUAAUGCGAUAAAUUACAUUGCUUCUUUUUUGAUUUUUUUUUUAUUUUCUUCUUUCCGUUUGAUUAUUCACUCAGGAGUGGGACGCGUGUUGUCUUUCUUCGUGUUGUUAAUCCCCCAUGCAUCCUUCUGUUUGGCCUUAGAUUUCAUUUUUAUCCUAAUUAAGAAUGGCAUUCAAAUUAGUUACUCCGAGAUGUUUAUUAAAUUUGAGAGUAUUUGUUUAAUGCACCUUUUGCUUUACUCUGUUUUUUCCUUCAUCCUUUUGACGUGCAUUCUCACCUGCAUGAUACACUACCGAAACAGGCACCAGGGCAAGCUCUACAUGAGGAGGGGAACUUCCCUUCAAAUGGGGCGAAGUGGGAGAAGCGGAAGAAGUGCACUAAGUGGGAGAAGUGGACAAAGCGGACCAAGUGGACAAAGGGGACCAAGUGGACAAAGCGGAUGCAGUGACAGGGAAUGCUUCAUGCUGGAGCUGACCGACGGCGCCCCCGAGCAGGACCAGCAGAACAAGCAGAAUGGGCACAAGCGGGAGAAGCAACAGCGGAGUGACACGAGUGAAGCACUCCAACCGAGUGAAGCACUCCAACCCAGUGAGAAGAGGCGGAAGAGGCGGGCCCCACUCCGCGCCGUGAGAAAAACCCAAUUCGGGCGCCGCCGCCCCGCGGGGCAGCAGGAACACUCCGCCGCUGCCUCUUCUGCCGCGGCCCCACCCACUCACUGCUACCUAGUGAUCAAAAAUGUGAACAAGACAUACGGCCGAAAGCAAGUGCUGAAAAAUGUGUCGCUCACCCUGCGCAGUAAUCGGAUAUUCGUUCUGCUGGGGGAAAACGGCUCGGGGAAGUCCACCCUCAUUAACAUCAUAACGGAGAUGAUCACAAAGGACGGGGGGGAAAUACAGUUCGUCAAGAGGGGUGGAAGCAGCGUGGGAAGUAGCCUGGGAAGAAGCCCUGGAGGCCCCCUCGGAAUGACCCCCCACCGACUCCAGAAAGGGCCCAAUUCCCCCCUACGGAGACCCAUAGGAAGAAGAGCCCAUCAAAGCAAGGACGAAAUAAAAAUCAGCUACUGCAGCCAGAAUGUAAUCCUUUACGAUAACCUCACCUUCUACGAAACCAUCGUCAUAUUCCUCCUCUACUACAACAAAGAUGUGGAAACAUUCCUGAAGAAAAAAAGAACCCGCAAAAUUAUGAACGAUCUGGAUCUAGCAAAGUAUCUUAAUCAUAAAAUUAAGAAUCUGAUCGAUGAUGUGAAGAAGAAGAUCUCCAUCUUCAUCUGCUUUCUGGUGAAGAGAGACGUGUACAUUCUGGAUGAGCCCUUCAUUGCAUUGGACAUUAAGACCAAGACGAAGCUUUUUAAGUUCUUUGAGAAAAUUAAAAAAAAUAAUAUCAUUUUUAUCUGCACCCAUGAUAUCUACGAGGCAAACAAUUUCGCCAACGACAUCGCAGUGAUUAAGAGUGGGGAGAUCAUCUUCAACGGGACGAAGAGGCAAUUUCAGAAGCUUAUCGAUUAUAAGUUCGUUUUGAAUGUUCGGUUUAGGGACCCGGGGGGGGAGCACAGCCCAAAUGCAGGCAACGACCUGGAGGACAUACAAAGUGGAGGCAGCCAUGUCGGGGCCCUCCAAAAUGAAGGCAGCCACGUCGGGGGCAACCACGUCCGGAACACCCCCAGUGGAGGCACCCUCUUCGACUUCUUAAUCGACCACACUGCGUCGAGUAACACCCCAGAGACGAUUAAACAAAAUAUUAUCCACUUCGUAAAAAGCGUUAGAGAAGAAAACAAAACCUGUUUCAUCUUUUUCAACUCUAGUCACGUGUACUGUACCUACAAGAUAGACGAGACGGAGUCGAUGAAGAAGCUCCUCUACGUCUUAAAACGCUUCAGGAAUAUCCUUACGUAUGAGCUAAAAACCAUAGACAUUUACUACACGUACAUCUAUAUUUACACAUAUCAUGAGAAGAAGAGUCUUUUGAAAAACGUCCAAGAUAGAGAUCUUCGAAAUUUGAUCAAAAUGGAUCCUCUCUUUUAUCUUUUUUUCGAUAACGUUAGAUACUUUAAUGAGUUGAAUAGCAAUCUAGCCAUUUUGGGUGAUCCCCCUGGGGGUGGUGGUGCAUCUUCCCCCCCCGAUCUGGGCUACCUCAGGGAUAUCCUUAUUAGGGGGGCAAAUGGGCGAGGUGGAAAGGGGGAACAACAGGUUGAGAAGACGAGCUCAACGGCUCCGACAAAGAAGACUAACUUUUCCGCUCCCACGCAGAAAAAGACGUCCCACCUGACCAGGCGUCUGGCCAACUUCCUCUCAACGUACGUCAAGCCGACCCUCUUCCUAAACCUCAAGAAAGACCUCUACAACACCAGCUUCUACUGGUACAAAUUCCUGGUGCCAAUUUUUCUCCUUUCCUUCGGCUUGCUCAUAAUAAAGUGUGUCUCCCUCUUUGGAAAAAUUGAAAACAUCGAAUUGGAUUAUUCUACCAUCUCGUCGAACCAUUUGAAGACAAGCACACUCAACUACUACAUUAUUUACACUUCGGAGUUGGUCCCUGAUGCGGGACGGAUAAGCGGCACAGAUAGCCAGUCCUCCUCUUCUGCUUCUUCCCCCCAGGUGGAGGUCACCUCCAGAGGAGCAAAUCACUGGCAGGGAAGGAAGUGGAAAAACAAAAAAGUCAAUCCAGUGAAGCAGAUAAGGAAUGCCUCCCCGCUUCGAAAUGGAAACAGCACCGACAACGACCUCCCCUUGGCAACAACCUCUUUUAACUACUACAACAGCACGAUAAGCUCCCUGUUGGAGAAGUACUGCAUAAACGAGAAGAUUAACUACAUCGACGAACUGAUAAAUGAAAACAAUAUGUAUGAACACGUUCAUAAUUAUCUUGAGAAGAGGUCAAUUCAGGAGAAAGACAUUUCUCUGGGCACCUAUAUAUUUCAGAUUAACGAGAAGCAGACCCAUCACGGAGAUACGGAUUACAGCACAGAUGUGGAAGUCAACGUGAACCUCUUUUUCAACUACACCUCUAUACACUCGUAUGCGUACUACACCAAUUCGGCGUUCAACGUUUUGGCAGAAUUUCAGAAGCGAAUGCAACGCUCGGAUGAGGCGAGGCGAAACGGGAUUGGAAGCGGCCACUCCAAAUGGGAAGACCAACAAAACGCGUUACCACCUCCAUCCCCAACCCCACCGCGGAAGAACCAAAUCGACGUGAUCAACGAGCCGUUCCCGAUCAAAUUCCACGAGUACUUCCUGCGAGACUUCUACAUCAACAUGUACGUCUUCCUCUCCAUCGUCAUCUUCUUCUGUGUCUUCUUUGAGAAGCUGCGUAACGAAGUAGACUACAGGAAGAUAUUCGAAAAAUUCUACGUACACAAAUAUGUGCAUUAUCUGCAGAUCCUCCUCCUCGAAUAUAUGUACUAUCUGAUUUAUAUCCUACUCCUCUUUUUGAUUCUCUACGUGUUUCAGUAUCGUGAGUUUGUUCUUCCAUCCUUUUUCCUAUUCCUCAUGCUCUACGGUUUUAAUACCUUCCUCUCCAUCUGUCUUUUCUCCUCUCUAUACCUCCAUAGUUAUAUCCUCUUUGUCUUCGUCAAUUUUAUCUUCUGUGGGAUUAUUAGCAUAGUCAUUUAUGUGCUAGUUAUCCUCUCCUAUGCCUACAACAACGAAAUGUUGAUGAAUCUGUCUCACAUCUUUGUUUGCAUUUUUCGUAUUCUCGAUUCCUUCUCUCUUUCCCAUGUGCUCAAUAUUAGAAGUUUGUGCUUAAAUAUGAAACGCCACAUGCAGCAGAUUCACGAAGAGCUAAUCAGGGACACCUCCGCGAGCUACUUCGAAGACAACACACAUGGGGGCCACUACCCAUACGGAAGCCAUCCAGAUAGAUUAUCCCCACCGGGGAAGGAACAGCCAUUCGGUGGAGUCCUAACAUCCGACGUGAUGAAAGGAUUCUGCAGUGACUCCAACUCGUUUUUUAACACCACGGGCGAUUUCCUCUUCCUCAUCGUUAACUGCGCGGUGUACCUGCUGGUGCUGUUCUAUAAGCUGUACCGCCUCAAGGGGGAAGGCGGCGGCGAGGCGGCAGGAGAAGCGAGGAGUGAAGCAGGAAGAGAAUCUACAAAUCGGUUGCCAAGUGGAGACCCAAUUGACAAGCCACGUGACCCCGACAGCAGCAUCGAUGAUCAAUCGAGUGACCGCUCCACGCAGAAGUAUGCCUUCGCAGUGAGACACUUCUACCUUACCAACAGCGAGUACAAGCGGGUCGAACGAACGGAGAAGAAAGGCCUCUUCAAGCUGCUGGCAUGCGCGAGCAGGAUAUUUAGAUUGCCCCAGAGAACCGUCGUCACGGACACGAAAAGGAAAUUCAAAGAGGAAAUGUCCGAGGCUGACACCAAAGCGGAAGAAGCAUCAAGGGGGGAGGGAUCAUCCGAUGGGGGAAGCCACACCAAGGGAAGCAACUCAGAGGGGAAGAAAUAUCCCCCCCAGGAACGCCCCCACGCAGGGUUUGAGGCAGACCAAAAGUACAUCCUCAAAGAUAUCAACGUCAAAAUGAAGCCCUACAAGAUAUACACCUUCUCCUCUAUAUUUAACAAUGACCUGAAUGUUCUCUACUUUUUUAAGUUCUUUUUCGCCAACGGGCAAGGGGGGAGAAAAAAACACAUCCAUGGGUACCCUACGGAUGGGCGGAAGGAUGACCAGACGAAUGACCAGACGGAUCACCAGACGGAUGACCUGACGGAUUCCCCCCGAGAAGCCUUCGCGGAGGUGAUGCAGACGGAAGACGAAAGCGACUACAAAAUUGUCCUCAUCCCAAGCAUGACGAUAUAUGAGCACGUGAAAGUCAUCUUAACGUAUAAGAACAUUUCUCUGACCAACUUCGACCUUAUGUAUGUUAUCCACCUUCUAAUGCUCACUGUGAAUCUGCGCUGCGACGUACACCUGAACUGCAACGAACUGAGUGGAGGAAUGAAGAAGAAGGUGGAGCUAAUGAUUAAUCUUCUUCGAGACGAUCGUAUCAUUUUCCUCUACAAGCUAAAUGACAACAUAGACUUCUGCUCGCAAAUUUAUAUAAACCUCAUUUUGAAGAAUGUACUGUUCGUGAACAAGCGGGGAGAUCGCGCAGGGGAGGACGAAAACAAGAUGGACUUCCUACUCGGGGGAGAGACGUUCCAAUGGGUCACUCGCCAUUCUACAGAAACAAACAGCAACGGGAGCGGCCAACUUCGCCUAGCCCUCACACAAGAAAAGCAACAGACGGAGGAGUGCCCCAUAUCGUCCAACAUCCAAAGUGUUAACGAAGGUAUAAUCAAUGCAUUUAUACAGGACCACAUAUUGAAGAUAAAAUUUGCCCCGACAAACUUUGCAAUAUACACACAUAUAUACACAGACAUCUUCUACUAUGAUUACCUUUACCUGUUUAAUCAAAACCAAAUUACGUAUGACAGCUGCACGAAGGACAUGAUGAGGAGCUUCCAGAAUCAUUACUCCUUUCAGGUCAAGCUGAAGCGGAUUAACCAUGCCAGGAUAAAUGAAUACAUACAGCUCUUUUUCUGUACGAAUAAGCGCGCCUGGGUUAGGUUUUGCAGAGUGAUGAAGGCGCUCGCGGAGCGUGGCAGCAUCCGCAGCGGCAAUCGUAUCACCAACCGUAGCAAUGACACUGACGAUCGCCAUGACGACGGCCGCAGCCCCCACGAUGACCGCUCUGAUCGUCUCCCCUCCGCCAUCUCCUUCGUCGAGCAGAACUCCAAAAGAAGUGUACUCAACCUGUACAACCUCCUCUGCAUUUUCAAAACAGUCAAGAGAAGCAAAGACAACCUCCUGCCCCACCGCAAAAAAGAGAAAGAAAAAAUAAAUAAAAAUAAGGAUAAAGAUAAAAAUAAGAAUAAAAAUAAGGAUAAAAAUAAGAGUAAAAAUAACCACCUCAGCGUCCCCAAAUUUCACAGAGUCCUUCUGAACCUCAUAAUAGACAAGUCCUCCUAUGUCAACCUUUACCUGAAUAGAAAUAAAUACAUCUCCCUUUUUCUUCUUUUUAAGUUUACCAUCUGUGAGCUAGCCUAUAAAAAUAUCCAACAAUUCAUGCAGAGAUGUAAAUCAGUGAAGAGGAUCUACUCCGAGAUGACUGCUUCAAAUCAGUUCGUUUUCAUUUUGAAGAUCCCCGACAACAGGCACUUCUUCCACCUGCUGGAAAUCAACCAACGGAUGAAAUUCGACCAUAGGGAGAUCCAAGUGGAGCAGGUGGACAUCAACAAUUUGAAUGCGAACGAUAUUUUCCUUCUCCUGUUUAAGAAGCUCCUCUGA
Plasmodium inui San Antonio 1 is the source of this 8010-nucleotide messenger RNA. RefSeq lists its product as hypothetical. Gene Ontology annotation, molecular function: ATP hydrolysis activity; lipid carrier activity; ABC-type transporter activity. The record is from RefSeq and is a predicted model, not a curated record. Bases 1 to 8010 code for a protein of 2669 amino acids. The transcript is spliced from 4 exons. Gene Ontology annotation, biological process: transmembrane transport; lipid transport. Lineage: Eukaryota; Apicomplexa; Aconoidasida; Haemosporida; Plasmodiidae. Gene Ontology annotation, cellular component: membrane; intracellular membrane-bounded organelle.